Messenger RNA from Akanthomyces muscarius, 678 nucleotides. RefSeq lists its product as uncharacterized. Bases 1 to 678 code for a protein of 225 amino acids. The transcript has a single exon. The record is from RefSeq and is a predicted model, not a curated record. Lineage: Eukaryota; Fungi; Ascomycota; Sordariomycetes; Hypocreales; Cordycipitaceae.
AUGUACGCCUUUGCUCAUAUCCUGUGCCUGUUAGGACCCAACCAACAACGGCCAUUACAUGACAGUCACCCGGCUAACAUUGACAUUCGGUCCACUCCCCUUCAAGCAGCCCUGACCUCAGAAAUCAUACCACUCCUCGUCAUUCUGGCGCUGUACCACCGCGACAAGCUCUCCCACGGCAACUCGCGGCGCUUCCUCGGCGUCAAGGCCUACCACUGGGGCAUCCUCGUCACGCCCGCCUCGCAGCGCGGCAGCGACUCGCACGCCUUUGCCGCCAGCGACGCCUCGGACAUUGACCCCGUCACCUUUCGCCUCGGCGACCCCAACAUGGACUGGUUCCUCGACGCCAAGGGGCUCGCCGAGUCCAAGGGGCUCAUCGACCCCGCGCGCAGCGGCAAGCUCAUCGGACGGCUCGUCGUCGGCGAGGUGCCCGACGAUGUGACGCCGCAGGCGCUGCACGACUUUUUCGCAACGGUGCCGCUGCCGGUCAAGAACACGGACCCGCAGCAGAGCUGCGUGACGUGGGCCGUCGCCGCGGUCGAGGAGGCCCAGAAGAAAGGGUGGGUGCGCAAGUUUGAUGUCGACAGGAUGAAGGAGGACGCGCUUGCGUAUGCGGACGACAGGAACUCGCAGGACCCGACCGAGCCGGAAGUCAAGUAUUAUGGUCUAGGCGCUUAG